CACUCCUGCAAUUAUCAAUGCCUGCUUUUGUCUUCUGUAUAUAUUACUGGAAGAUUGAAGGUUUUUUGGACAUAACUUUCGGAAGGGUGAUGGGGUAUAGAGAAGAAAACAAAUCACUGAUGCAAAGGAAACUUUGUGUUUGAGACACACUUCUGUAUUUAAUUAAAUCAUAUUAAUAUCGGUCAAACAGAAAAUAAUAAAAGCAUGACAUUAAUUAGACAGGAUAGGAAAAAAAUGUAGGCUAAUAAUUAUUGUUAAGCUCGUAUAAACAAUUCUUCUUUACGUGUGCGAGUUUUAAAUCGCAAUAAUUACUUCGCUCGUUUCCACAAAUGUGUCUGUAGGCCUCUGCUGUUCUCAAACUCCGCGUGCUCACAUUCAUACACUAGGCUAUAUGUAAGUGUGUGUUCAUAAGCAGAUGGAGUGAGUAAUUUCAUCAGGUCAGUUUCACGCAGCCUUGAGCAUCAGAUGACGGGCUGAACUGUGUCCUGCUACAUCCUAGCGGUCGCUCUCCGCAAUGGGCUCGACUCAAACCUCCAGCAAAGCCCUCACACACACGACACACAGUCUCACACACGGACACACACCUCUCCAGCGCCAUCACCGACAGCUAACAAACUUCUGACGCAUCGCGCAGCUGAAUGUAAACACGAACGCGACAGAGACAGCGGCAGAGAAACCUCCGGCUUCCAUCGCGGACGAUCUUCGGGCGGUUCGCGGAUCUUGUAGGCCUGGAGCGAGAGUCCUCAGACGGGCUCGAGAAGACCCAAGCGCUGCAGAAUCCCGAAACCAGUGAUGUGCGGCGGGACACGCGUUAAACUGAUGAACUUCCAACACUUGAACUAACUUUUAAACAGUGCUGCUAAGCAUUUUAAAACAAAAAGACAACCGCCUUCCUCCAGGCUUGCCGGCGUAAACUUUUGCGCACCAGUUUGCUGAUAUUGGGAACAUUUUAACAUCGGAGGAGGACGUUUUCUUUCUUCACUUCAUUGAGAGAAAGAGAGCGAUGAUUGUGUUAAGCGUUCAUGGAAUGUAAUGGAAGAGAGGAGCCUUUCCACAGAAGAAAAGUUAUUCUGAGCAGGAGCCACCCGCUUUAACUGUUGGGAAUAUUCAUUUAAACCAUACAGUGUAAAAUCGUGCUAAAAUGAACUAAUGAGAAAAAUCCCCACAGUGAAAAGAAAACAGUUGACCCUCCUCCUCCUCCUCUGGGCGUUAGAGGUGAUUUUGGGUGGAUGGUGAUAUUUGAAGGUGAAGUAGUAAAUUGCGGAGUCCGUCCCUCAUUUCCAUAUCAGUUGUGCCCACUGGAGCUCUGCCAAUCCGAAGUAUCAUUCACUAUCAUAAUGAUACAUCCGCAUAACAGCAGAUCAAAUCCCUUAUUUUGCCGCUUGACUUUUUGAGAAGAUUUUUUUUUCUUUCUGCGGAUCUCUGCUGAUGUGUGUGAAUAAGGAAGAAUGUCCCGUCGGAAGCAGGCGAAACCUCAGCAGCUGAGAUCGGACGAGGACCCUUCACUUCUGGAGCUGCUUCCUGAGCACGUCUCAGGUGAAGGAGUGGAUGAUUCAGACAGUGGAAAUGAGAGCCGCAGUGGGAGUGAAGAGACCCAUGUGUGUGAAAAGUGUUGUGCUGAGUUCUUUAAGUGGUCAGAUUUCUGUGAACAUCUGAAGACCUGUACCAAGAAUCCACUUGUGUUAAUUAUCAGUGACAAUGAGGUGACUUCAGAGCCAGCACAAGAAUACCUACCUGAGCCUUCACCUGUGCCCAGCUGCAGCAGCGAGCCGGCAGAGAGCGAGGAUGCUGUAGAGGGAAGCCACAUGCCCACUGAAGGUGAUGAAGGAGCAGAGAUGAUGCUGGAUCCAGGUGCUGUCCUGGAGAAAGAAGAUGAACCCAUGGAAGUGGAACUGUCUCCUGAGAAACCCAUAGAUUCUGAAGAUCAAGUUUCACUGGCAGAGCCAGACAUAAGCCUACCUCAACUUGAGGAUCACAAGCAGUCUUCUGGGGCGGGGUACUCUAUACCCAACACUAAUGUCACACUGGAAACACUGCAUGGGACCCGUGUGGCUGUGGCCCAGUUCUCUCAGGGUGCCCGUGGAGCACUAGCUGGUGAGGUGUCGACUAUGGCCAUUCCUAUGAUCUUGGACCAGCUCAUGGCCUUGCAGCAACAACAGCUCCAUCAGCUUCAAUUGAUAGAGCAGAUUCGGAGCCAGGUGGCGCUAAUAAACAAACAGGCCCCCACGCAGACAGCUGUCAAUCAUCAAGUAGACCACAGCAUGAAUGCUGCCUUACAAGUAACCUCAUCCUCCAGCUUACCCACUAUGCCUGGGCAGCUUCAUCUCCGUGGCUUUAUUACACCCCCUGUGCAUCAGCUUCCUAUCAAGGGGCCCUCCAAUUUAAACGGACAGGUCUCAGCCUCGUUAUCUUCAGCUCUGGAGGUAGCCUGUUCUAAUGUCCCUCAGACGGGUGGCCAACUGGCGAGUUCUGGGACGAAAAGCAAUAUCACAAUGAAUUCCUUGUAUCCAUCAACCAGUAAUGUUGUUGCCUCUCAGAUGCCACCAUGCUCAGUGGCGAUUAGCAGCAGUAGCUGCACCAGUAGUAGCACAGGAACUGGGGGUGAAGUAAGUUGUUGUAUUUCACUUCCAAGGAACACACCUAGUCCUUUAACACUGACUCAUGGAAGAUUGCUAACAUCCCCCUCCAGCCUUCCCCUUGUACCUCACAGCUCACCCAACAGUGUUAUCUUUCCUAAUCCUCUAGCCAGUAUUGCAGCAACAACAAAUGCUCUCGAUCCUCUUUCCGCCCUGAUGAAGCACCGCAAAGGAAAGCCCCCAAAUGUCUCUGUGUUUGACACCAAAACCAGUUCAGAAGAUCCCUUCUUCAAACACAAGUGCAGAUUUUGUGCCAAGGUGUUUGGAAGUGACAGUGCCCUGCAAAUUCACCUUCGUUCCCAUACUGGUGAAAGGCCUUUCAAAUGCAACAUCUGUGGCAAUCGCUUCUCCACAAAGGGCAACUUGAAGGUUCAUUUUCAGAGACACAAAGAAAAGUAUCCUCACAUCCAAAUGAACCCAUAUCCUGUUCCUGAGUAUCUAGACAACGUUCCAACCAGCUCAGGUAUACCGUACGGGAUGUCCUUGCCCCCGGAAAAACCUGUUACCACAUGGCUGGACAGCAAACCUGUUUUGUCUACAAUCCCGACAUCAGUAGCACUGCAACUCCCUCCAACUAUACCCAGUAUUAUAGGAAACUAUGGGGAUUCAAGUAGUUUCACCCCUUUAAGCAGGUCACCUCAAAGGCCAUCGCCGCCGUCAAGUGAGUGUACAUCUUUGUCUCCUAAUCACCUCAUUGCUGAGGUCAGUAUUGCACAAAUUUCCAGUUCACCACAACCUAAUGUGGCGAGUGACACACCGCCAGUUCUCAAACCUGAAGCCUUUCAUCUACCACCCAACUCCACCACCAGGCCUGGAGAAACCAGCAUAUCGAUUACUUCCAUACCCCAGGUGACUUCUACAACCACAGUCACAACCACAGCUAGCACCAGAACACAGAUCACCGACUCAACGAAUACUCCGUCUGCUGUCUCUCAUCCCUCCCUACAAAUGGUGUCCAGUCAGUUUAAGCCCAAGUUUCCUUUUGGCGGCCUCCUGGACUCUAUGCAAACAUCAGAGACCUCAAAACUACAGCAACUGGUGGAAAAUAUUGAUAAGAAGAUGACAGACCCCAACCAAUGUGUUAUCUGUCAUCGUGUGCUUAGUUGUCAGAGUGCCCUGAAGAUGCACUAUCGCAUCCAUACAGGAGAAAGACCCUUUAAAUGCAAAAUAUGUGGUCGUGCUUUCACGACCAAGGGUAAUUUGAAAACACACUUUGGGGUUCACAGAUCAAAGCCCCCUCUCCGGGUACAGCACUCUUGUCCCAUAUGCCAGAAAAAGUUUACUAAUGCUGUCGUUUUGCAGCAACACAUCCGCAUGCAUAUGGGUGGACAGAUUCCUAACACACCCCUGCCUGAGAGUUUUCAGGACAUGGACACAGAUCUCUCCUUUGAUGAAAAGAGCUUAGAUACCAUGAGCAACUACGACGAUGAGCUAAUUGAUGAGAUGGACCAAGCAACAGAAGAUGAAACGGGUCUUAAAGAAGGGAAUGUGGACUCACCCAAACAACUCCUUUUAUACUCAGAGAUGUCUCCAAGCACGUCACCCCCAACCUCUCUUAUCUCUAGCAUUGUUGCUUUGGAGAAUGAAAUGAAGCUCACUGACCCAACAGUUAACGUAACCCAUUCCUUCAGCCUAAAGCCUCCAGAAAAUGGGAGUGAAAUUGAUGGGGAAAAUGGAGACAUGUUUAAGAAUGACUCAUCAUCCACUGUAGAAGACUUGGAGAACCACAGUGUUGGGAGUCCGGCACAGUCUGAAUCAUCUGGUUCUAUGCAGGCGCUGUCUCCUGCCUACAGCCAGUCUGAGAGUCAUCGCUCCAAGUCCCCUUCUCAGGCAAACAGCGGCAGCAAGGAAGAGGCUCUGCAUUCCUCUUCAGUGAGUGCAACAGUGAAGUCUGAACAGUCAGACACCCCUUCUCCUGGAUCAGAAAACACAGGCGCAUUAGAUCUCACUGCCACACAGCCGAACAGGUCAUUUGUCAAAGACGAGAAUCACUUCAGUCUGCUGUUCCUGGGAAGAGACAGAGGUUUAAACACUCCCAGUAUUAUGAGCUCAGAAUCAAGCACAGUAAAAUAUGAGAAUGGACACAGUAAACCACCGGCCUUGUGUGAGGGGCCCCACUUACCAGUUGGCCCCCAGGUACCUAUCGCACCCUCUCAGACAACAAUAAGCCCCAAUCUCACUCCAAUGCUGGCACCGCCCCCACCUCGGCGGACCCCCAAACAACAUAACUGCCACUCCUGUGGGAAGAAUUUUUCGUCAGCCAGCGCUCUUCAGAUCCACGAGCGCACUCACACAGGAGAAAAACCAUUCGGCUGCUCCAUCUGUGGCAGAGCCUUCACCACAAAGGGAAAUCUGAAGGUCCACAUGGGAACCCACAUGUGGAACAAUGCCCCGGCCCGGCGGGGAAGACGACUCUCCGUGGAGAACCCGAUGGCUCUUCUAGGGGGAGAUGCCAUAAAAUUCAGCGAGAUGUUUCAGAAGGAUCUUGCAGCUCGAGCAAUCAACGUAGACCCAGGCUUCUGGAAUCAGUAUGCUGUAGCCAUCACCAAUGGACUGGCAAUGAAAAACAAUGAGAUCUCUGUCAUUCAGAACGGAGGCAUUCCUUCGAUUCCCAUUAGUCUGAGUGGCGGUGGCAUUCCCGCUGUAGGAGGAAUGUCCGGAGGGAUAGAGAGGUCUCACACUGGGAGCAGCCCUCCAGUGACCGCACUUGAGAAGACUAACCUGGAAGUGGGAACUGGACACCCCUUCUCCAGAUUCAGGGAAAAGGACAAAGAAAUUGGGAUUAAUUGAUGACUUGCGUUUAGAAAAGGAUACAGACAAAAAGAUUGAAAAAAAGUAACACUUAAUCCAGUUUGAGUUAUGUAUUAUAUUGUACAAAUGAAGUCUGAUAUGCUGUUUAGAUUUGGAGCUCUAGUAUUUAGUGUUCUUCAGUCCUACUGUACAUUAAUUCAUACAAAGAAAACGUGUGUCUCGUUUGAAAAACGUUUGUCUUGAAAGGUUUGCAUGGUACUUACUGGUUUCUAUCAGUAUGUUUCUUCAUAGUAUGACGCUCUGACAUGUAUAUAUAUAUACGUGCGUCAGUGGACACGGGCAAAAAGAAAAGAAGAAUAGACGUACGGUUGCUUCGUGGUACGUGAAAGGAUGGAAACAUGAAAUUGGAUAUCUUAGUCAGCUUUUUCAAUCGUGGAAGCUCGACCAGACAAAAAUGUUGUAACUAUUUUAAUUUUUACAUUAAUUUUCCAGCCAUGUUCUUAUAUUAAUGUUCUGUGUCUUAAUAUUUAUGGUAUAAAUUAACAGUAGGUAUUAAAAGAUAUUUAAUUGCCCUGAGUUUCUAUUAAUCUAUUUUAAUUUCAUUUCAUUUUUUUCUAAAUUGUAAUUCUAAAUAUAUAUUGAAAUGAAGACAGAAAAAAAUCUUUGUUUUAUCAAUGCAAUCAUAUUGAGGUGUUUUUGUUUUUUGAUAUCUAGCCUGCUGUGUAACACGACGAGACAGCGACGAUAUCUGAAGCUGCUACAUUCACAAGCCUCUUUUUAUCCUUUGUAAAGAAAUAAAACAGAGUUCUACAAAAACAGUUUGCGUUAAAUAGCUGCAAUUCUACUGAGUACAAACAGAACUGGUAUGCACAUUUUGUAAGACGACACAAAAAAUAUGUUGAUUUGUCAUGUUUGUGAAUGCACUUUUUGGAGGAAUGGUCUUGUUUGUGAGAUUGUAAUACCGUGGGACUGAGCUAUCUAUAACUUUUUUUUUUCUUUCUUUUUCUUUUUUUCCUGUUCGCUUUUGGGGUUUGUAAAUGUGAGAUCUGGAUGUAGCACAGGAAUAUGAGCCCCCAAAUCUCCAGACAUUCUGUCCAGUCAAGCUCAAAUAAAAUGAGAAAUGAUUCUGUCUGUUUAA
Molecule: messenger RNA, 6525 nt
Organism: Megalobrama amblycephala (Wuchang bream)
Lineage: Eukaryota; Metazoa; Chordata; Actinopteri; Cypriniformes; Xenocyprididae
Gene: sall3a
Product: spalt-like transcription factor 3a
Exons: 4
Coding region: 1449-5426 (1325 amino acids)
Biological process (GO): regulation of transcription by RNA polymerase II
Cellular component (GO): nucleus
Molecular function (GO): RNA polymerase II cis-regulatory region sequence-specific DNA binding; DNA-binding transcription factor activity, RNA polymerase II-specific
Source: RefSeq, a predicted model, not a curated record